This is a messenger RNA of Haemorhous mexicanus (house finch), 8696 nucleotides long. RefSeq names its product alpha kinase 1 (gene ALPK1). Gene Ontology annotation, biological process: protein phosphorylation. Gene Ontology annotation, molecular function: ATP binding; protein serine/threonine kinase activity. NCBI's taxonomy places the organism in Eukaryota, Metazoa, Chordata, Aves, Passeriformes, Fringillidae. Bases 317 to 3919 code for a protein of 1200 amino acids. The record is from RefSeq and is a predicted model, not a curated record. The transcript has 16 exons.
AAUUGCACAACCCUGCUAUUUGUUGCAUCUGUCGACGGUUAUAAUUCCUGUCAGCCUUUUGUUUCCGGAAAGAGCCGAGUCCCAGGUCAGCAGGCAACUUUUCUGACGGGAUUAUUUUGAUACUUGUGUCUACUGAGGCUGGAAGACCGAGGUGGUUUUGCUGUGGCUGCGACGGUGUGUUGUUUUUCUGACAACUGACUCCUAACUCCAGAGCCAAAUCCAUAGGUACCUCGGCCUCGAAGGGAUCCUUUUCACGGGGAGCCCGUGUCCCCUCCUGAGUAAUUGAUCGGGGCGCAGCGGGGGCGUUCAGCGGGCCAUGAGCGGGCAGAGCGCCGUGGCCGCGCUGCUGCAGCAGUGCCAGCGGGCCCUGGACACCGAGCUCCUGCACCGGGCACCGGGAGAGGCGGAGGAGCGGGAAUACCGGCGGUGCCAAGCCCUGCUUCCCGAGGAGCUGAGGAGCCUGCUGGAGGAGGCAAAGGAAAUGAAGUGGCCCUUUGUGCCGGAGAGGUGGCAGUACAAACAAGAGCUGGGCCCAGAAGACAAAACAAACCUGCAAGAUAUGAUCAGCGCCAGGCUGCCUGACUUGCUGGCUUUUCUGAAGGCCUCCAUCGUGGUCCGGGACAGCAGCACGGCCACGGCCGUGGUGUUCCUGCUGGAUCGCUUCCUGUACUGGCUGGACGCCUCCGGGCGGCUCCUGCGGCUGGCCAAGGGGCUGCACCGCCUGCAUCCCGGCGCUCCCAUCAGCCCGCAGCUGCUCAUCCGCCAGGCUCGCCUCGCCGUCAACACAGGUAAACUUCUAAAAGCUGAAUAUAUCCUGAGCAGCCUGAUUAAUGACAACGGAGCAACGGGAACCUGGCGAUACGCCGAGGAGAGCGACCGGAUUCUUGUUCAGGCAGUCUGCCUGCAAAUCAGGGGACAGAUCCUGCAAAAGCUUGGGAUGUGGUAUGAGGCAGCAGAGUUGGUCUGGGCUUCCAUCGUGGGAUACUUCCAACUUCCCCAGCCAGAUAAAAAGGGAAUUGCCACAUCCUUGGGUAUUAUGGCAGACAUCUUUGCUUCCAUGGAUGAGCAGGAUUAUGCACGCUUCAAAACCAGUGCUGACAUUGACCUGAGCCUCCUGCAGGAGUUCAACCACCGCUUGUUAUCGGCGGCCGAGGCCUGCAAGCUGGCAGCUGCCUACAGCCAGUACACCCCCCUGUUUGUCCUCACGGCCGUGAACAUCCGUGGGAUGUGUCUGCUGUCCUACAGCCACUCCAAGGACUGUCCCCCGGAAAAGAGAGAGUUCUACUUGUCUGAAGCCAAGGAAUCCUUUGAGGUGGGGCUCCUGACCAAGGAGGAGCAGAGUGCCAUCACCAGCAAGCAGGAGCUGCACAGUUUCAUCAAAGCCUCCUUCUGCCUGGCCACCGUGCACCGCUGGCUCCACGGGGAGAGCCAGCAGCUCCGGCAGGUCACCCAGCUGUGCAGGGAAGCCCUGGGGAAGCUGCACUCCUACAGCACCUCCUUCCCAGAGGAGGAAGAUAAGGGGAUGCUUGCCAGAGAGAUCAUGUCUCUGGUUGGAGCCGUGAAGAGGCGCCUGCGGGUGGGAGGCUUCCCGAAUUCUGAUGCCAGGUCUUACGUCCCAGACAGUUACAAAGGCUCGGUACAAAAACCUGUCCUGCAAGGGAAAGCUAGCUUUGAGAAAAUCCUUGCCAAGCAUUCCCAGCACCACCUGUCAGUGUGCCAAGUGUUUGAAAAAACUUGCAGGAUUCAUAAAACCACGCUGGGAGAGAUCCAGGUGGGAGCUUGUAUCACAACCCUGAGAACAGAGACCAAAACCAUGGACACCAUGUGUACUGCUGAAGACACAGCUCACCAGAGGAGUGGUGCUGUGAAAAUCCUGGGCUCACCAACAGCAGGAAACAGCUUAGAGGGACUCAGUGGCCAAAGAAUUCAAGACAUUGGCUCUGGUGUGAUGAAAAUUUCCUUCGAAGAAGAGAUGGAGCCAUUAGAAAUUAAAAUAAACAGCGGAAAAGAUGGUUUCAGCAGAGGGGAAGGCAGGAGCCAAAGCACUACUUCUGAGAACUCUUGGUGCAAGCUGUCCAAAUGCAGUUACUCUACCAGCUGGGAGGAGCUGAGUUGUAACAGCAGCAGAGAGUCUCUCAGGGACGGGCAGCAAGGGGAGAAGGGCUCAGUGGAGGAGCAGUGCUGUACCACAGAACUCGAUGGAAGCAGCCAGGACACGCCCUUGUGCUCGUUGCCUCCCAGAGCCUGGCAUCCCGCUCCUCAGGAGCCCCUCCGUGGCUCUGGGGGCUCUCCUCAGCAUUCCUUAGAGGGGUGUGCCCCUCGAGCAGGGAGGGUGGUGGAGAAGGAGCCUCUCUGCAGAGAAGAGCUGCGGGAGGGAAGACAGCAUGGAAGGAGCUCCUCAAAAGAGGAAGCAAAGAGCUCAAACAAAGAGUUUCCUUCCCUCUCCAUCUCCUACUCUGUUCCUACAGGGCAGGAGGAGGAGGAGAAGUCUUUUUCCUGUGCGGAGCUGAGCUGCAGGACCAAGGACAGCAGCAGGGAGGGAAGCCUCGGUCGCUUUGAGCAGCUCCACCCGGCAGAACCCGCAGACAGCACCGAGGAUCCCUCGUUUGAGGCACAGCCCCCCCAGGACAGGGGCCCUUCUGUACCAUCUACAAACAUAGGGCUGAAAGUGAGCAGUGACUCCUCUGUGCCUGGCUGGGUGAGGAGAUCUGCCGUGCUGGGGAACAGAUCUCUCCCGGUGCCUCAAGUUGACACCCAGGCAGAAACAAUGGAUGACACUGAAUUUGAGCUCGUCAGCGUGGGACACUUGUUAAAGGAUUAUCCUGCAGCACUGGCUCCAAAGCAUGGAGCAACUCCCAGUGUGCCAACAGCUUUGCCCUCCCUGGGAAAGAGAUCCACAACCAAGCACUUCGACAGUGCCACUACAGAGGAAGAUGAAGAGAAGCCUCAGGAUGUGGUGGGCAGCAGGGGACAGUCCAGUUCCUCUCUGAGUUCAGGGAUCACAUCAGCACCUUUGGCCACGAGCUGCUCUGCAGGUUUAGUGCCAAGGGGAAGUGGCUUUGCCUUCACACCUGGCAGAGUGAAGGAAGAGAUCCUGGACGCUCGCUUUCUGAGGGAUGAUGAUUACAGGCAGCUCCUGGCAGGGGUGGAGCAUAACUGGCUUGUCCAGAGACUGAUGCCUACUGGGAUCUUUAGGAGCAAAGAGCUUCACAAAGCAUACUCUGCUCUUCUUCUGAAAUACUCCAAGAAAUCGGGGCUGUGGACAGGCCAGGAGACAGCUGUGUUCAUUGGGGACUACCUGAACGUGGCCAAGGAAGGCAAGCAGAGAAGUGCCUUUUGGAUACACUUCCUGCACCAAGAAGAAAGCCUGGGAAGGUAUGUUGGGAAGGAAUACAAAGAGGAGAAAGGACUCCUCCAUCAUUUCAGUGACGUGGAGCGACAGAUGACAGCCCAGUACUACGUGACAGAGUUCAACAAGAGGCUGUAUGAGCAGAAGGUCCCUACCCAAAUCUUUUACAUCCCCUCCGCAGUGCUCCUGAUUCUGGAAGACAGAACCAUAAAAGGGUGUGUGAGUGUGGAGCCCUACAUCCUGGGGGAGUUUGUGAAGCUGUCCAACAACACCAGGGUGGUGAAGAAUGAGUACAAAGCCACGGAGUACGGUCUGGCUUACGGCCACUUCUGCUACGAGUUCUCCAAGGGAACUGACGUGGUCGUCGACCUUCAAGGUUGGGUGACAGGUAACGGGAAAGGCCUCAUCUACCUCACAGACCCCCAGAUUCACUCCCUCAAUAGCAAAGACUCACGCUCCAACUUUGGGAAGAAAGGAAUUUACUACUUUUUUAAUGAUCAACACGUGGAGUGCAACGAGAUCUGUAGCUGCCUGUCCUUGACAAGGCCCUCUGUGGAGCUGCUGGCCUAGACUGGCACAGGUAUCCAGGUGAAAGGCAGAGUCUUGUUGGCUGUGUCAUGCCUGAGCAUCCAUGUUAGUAAAUCUGAUAUCCAGGGAACAAGCUGAUGCAACCAAAACCUGCUAACAGGUAGAAUGAUUUUCUCACUCGUUUGCCAGGAGCUGGAGCACUUCGGGGAAUUUCUCUUAGAAAAGAUGCACUGGGAAGGGAUCCCAACAAUACGGGGCUGAGCCAAGCUUGCCUCCCUCCCUCCUUCCCUGCCUCCCUCUCCCUCGGAGCCGCGGCAUCCCGGGCCGUUCCGGCUGGCAGAGAGCGGGCACGGGCUGACCCCUCCAGCUGUGAGGCAGCCCCUGCACGCGAGGCAGCAUAAACCCAAACCCGGCAUCAGCUGCCCCCAGAGCCCAGCUGCUGGAUUUCGGCACUGCUCCUUCCCCAGGCACGGCUAUUCAUGGGGAGCGAGGGGAAAGCCUCACAUCAGCAAGGGCAGAACCGCAGCCCGUGCUGCCCGAUCUCUUCUGCUUCGAAGAACACAGCAGCAGCAGCUUCCUCGGCGUCUCCUUCCCCCUAACCAGACCGGGGGAUUUGCAGCGAGGUGUUGGUUGGUGCCUGCUGCUGUCACCUGCUGCCUUGAGGGGAGCCCCGGCGCACGGGUGCCUCCCCCAGCUCUGCGGGGAAGCUGGCGGCAGCGUGCCCCUCUCACCCUCUCUCCCGGGAGUGACACACGCCACCCUCCUUUCUUCCACUUGGAUGAAAUCAUCUCCCCUUUCCCCUGGCGGUGCGGGAGCAGAUGGGGCUGCUGGCCUCCGCAGCCACCCGCUGCCCCAGCUCGUGUGAGCCCGCUGUGCCUGCCCGCUGCCCCCUCCCUGCAGAACCUAAUCCCAUUCCCUAAUCCCAAACUUCUCUGCCAAGCUGUUCUUGAGGCACAGAGCGUAUCUUCCGUCGGGAGAUGCCGAGUUACGAACAGUUCGUUUAACGCAGGAGCGGAGCCUCCCGCGCCCAGCUCCGCAGGGGCAGGUCCGGCAUCCCGGGGGCUCCCCGGGGGAGCAGGAUGAGGGCAGGAUCCCCCCGGCAGGCAGCAGGUGCCUUUGCUCCCUCGCUCACAGCCCAAACUGUCGUGCCGGCUACCGGGGCUGCCGUUGUCCCCUCCGAGCAGGACAUCACGUUAAUAGAGGUUGAUUUGCAAACGGCGUCGCCCCCCCCCGCGCCCCAGUGCCCCCCUUUGCCUGACUCCCGCUUUUCUGCUCAAUGGCACAGAUGCUGCUUUGUGCUGCCCAGGACCAGGCAGCUAUUAGGAGCAAAUCCAGCGAGGGAAAUUAAUGAAGGCGACUACUAAUAAAAGACAGCUCAGGACAGCCCGACCAACUUGCUCCGAGCGGUAAUUAACUUUUUUUUAAAACUCAUGAAGGUAAAUAUGCCAUCAGCUUUGGGCCGGUCUCCCUGCUUUUUAAUAAAAGGAGGAGGAGGGGAGGCGAGGGAGAGGGGACGGCUGUGUGUCACAGCCGCCCCAGAACCAUCCCCGUUCCCUCCUGGCUGCUGCAAAGUGAUCCUCCGAGGAUUUUUUUUUUUUUUUUCCACUCCAAUCAGUUUUUAGAGGCUUGAUGUUAAAUCUGGCAGGAGUUCUGCCUCUCCUUAAUCUCAAUUCAGUACGAGAGGUCACGGGGAUGAGCAGGCUGCCAGAAUUUUGCUGGACAUGUGCAGCUUUUGCAGAAUCAUAGGUAGAAGGCAGGAUGUCCUUAUAUUUUGAAAUCCUUACAUCUUUAUAUCCUUACACUGUCAGCUCGUCAGAGCAAAAGAGUUUGUCUCAGACUUUAAACCACAAGAUUUUGCCUUGCACUUAGACAACAACCUACAUCAAGUCACAAGAAAGAUCCCGCUGGGAUUUCUGCUUAUGCCAGGGGAUUGGCUGUAUAAUAGAGAAUUGAGAUCCUUUUUGCCCGUGGGGAAUGGCAACUGGGGCUGCGUGGGCCAAACCCAUACAUAAUACAGGGCCAGGGGGAAGCCCGACCUGAGGCACUUGAGUAAGGCUUUAGGAAGAGCGGGUUUGAAAUGCGCCGGCCAGCUGAGAGCCGUGUCGGCAGGGCUCUUUAACCGCGGCGCUGCUGGACAGAUUUAUGCCUGCCAUGAAAGGCAGCGUGCGGCAGCCCUUGGGCUGCUGGUUUGGCUCCUCGUGGCCAUUCUUAUGCCAAGGAGGGCUGUAAACCCCCCCAAGGGCCUUCGGGCUGCCCCUCCAGCCCUGCUGGCGCAGAGGAGCUUUUAUGCCAAAAUACAAUACACAGAAGGAUCAUAAACACAUGUUCUGGGGCAAGGGGCUGCCAUGGAAACCACCCCCAGGUUCCUCACAUCCUCCGAGGAGGUGUUUGCCCAUCUCGCAUCUCCUGGUCUGCUUCCCGCGUGGCUGCAGUUGGCUCUGGGGUCCCCUCCUUUUGGCGUCACCUCCAAAAAUCAGUCUUCUGAGAGAAAAGAGGGAAACAUAUGAAAGAAGGAAACGAAGGAGAGGAAUGAACUCAAAUUAAGCGGCAAGAACGGGAAAUAAGCACUUCUGGCCACGUUCAAACGAAAAAUCGGGAUGAGGGUGACUGGGUUAGGUGACAAAUCCAGCCUCUCCAACUCAGCUUUUGCCAGCAUGGUCCUGCCACCCCUUGCCAGCCUUGCCCCGUUUCCUCCGAGGCCAUCUCCAGCCAAGGCCAGCCUCUCCCUGGGAGCAGGGGAGGUCUGGCUGGCGUGGCUCCCACCCCAAACCCCUGUCCGACCCCCCCCUCCACCCUCGGACGCGCCGUGUUCUCUUUCCCACGGCGGUUCCCGCCGGCACAGCCCCAUCCCAGCUGUACCUGGGAUAGAGGGAAAUCCCUGCAGGAUGACACACCUGGCAAGGAGCAGCGUCCCUCCCUGAGGAAAGCUGCGGGGAGCAUCAUGGUGCUGAAUCACCCGGGAUGUCCCUCCUGCUCCUGCGUGGCUCCAGCAUCAAGAAAGAGAGGAGCGCAUCCCGUCCAUCCCGGCCUUUUGAAGAGCACCUACUCCAGUGCCUCUUCAGAGAGGGAGAGAAACCAGGAAGGACAAUGAGGCCUGACCAGAAAAGACGGAGAGAGAGCUCGGCUCCUUUUUGGCGUUCCUGGAGUUCGGUCAUUAAAAGGGGUCGUUAAAAGCGGGUGAGAGUGAAAACCCCGCUCCCGACGGGCUGCCCCACGCACCGCCAGCGCCGUGAAAGGCUCCCCCUUGUUUUGUCCCUCCUGGCCCGUGGCAGAUUUGGGGGAACACAGCUUCAUCUUGCUGGCCACAUCAAAGCAGUGAUUAUGCAAAUGCUCCCACUUUUUCUUUUUUUCUUUUUUUUUUUUUUUUUUUAGGGAAUUAUUUAUCACACAAUAACCCCCCUGCCAGGGGGGGAAACAAUAGAUCAGGCUAGAUAGCACUGCUCGCCCGAGGCUGUGGGGCCGGGCGGGGGGGAACCCCCCGCGCGGUUUAUUGGCCUAACCUAAUUUCACUAAUUCUCUUUUCACACAUUUUGGGCUUUUUUUUUUUUUUUUUUUUUUCCUCUCUCUCUUUUCCCCCUCUCUUCCUUUCCCGGACGUCGCUCCGAGGGCCGGGUUUCACGCUCCCAGGAUCCGGAGGGCACCGGGCGGGAUUCGCAUGCUGAGCAUUUUAUUUAAUUAAUACAGCCAGGCGCCUCUGCUGGUUUUUAAUGAUUUCCAAGUGUUUGUACCCAGAAGUCACAAAGUGCUCCCGGGAGCACGGGGACGGUGAUUGAAGGGCCUGGGCGGCCUCCAGCACCCCCGUGCACGGUGACAUCCCUGGCUGUGUGCUGUGCACGCCGAACCGAACCCCCUGGGACUGCCUGCGACCCGAAAUUCAUCUGACCCUCACAGGGAGGAAAUCCUUCCUCUUGUAACGCGUGGAUUUUUAGCUCAACAACAUUUAAUUCCUACGGCCUUGUUGGUGAAAUCCAUUGGCCUGAAGUGUGACAAGUCUUUAUCCAUCCAUCCUGCAUUUGCUGUCAGCACCUUCCGUACUGAGAGCCAAGGGUAAAUGAGCAGUAAACUUCCACUGAACUUCCCUCUCUCUCUCUAAUGCUCUUUCCACCACGGACCCGGUGACAUCAGGCCCCACCGGGCCUUGGUUUCACCAGAGACAAGGACAGGCCCAAUCCCAUAAUUCCCAGCCGCUGGCACAUAAAGCAGAAAAAGCAGCAGCCCCAAAGUUACGAAAAUUAGAGCUUUUUAUUUAUAUUUUAUCACAAGGACAAACCCUUUGCUCUUCAGCUGUAAAUACAUACUAGAAUAAACUCUGUAAAUUAUACAAAAAAUACAUAUUUUCCAUGAAAUCUGUCUUUAUAAUAAAUAAAUGUGAACACGUGUGUGGCUGAUCGCUGUAAUGUUCCGUGUCUGUUGAGGUUUUCAGUCUGUUGAUUUAUUUUUAAUCUCCUGAAAGAAGGGGGGAGUUCCUUGUCCCCUAAAGGUCGAAAUAAAUAAUGUAUGAGGAGAUCCUUCCCCAUUCCCCCCCUCCCGAUUUUUUUUUUCCCUUUUGAUAGAGAGUUCAGCCUAAAUUUCCACGCUUGCAUUCAGCCCUCACAAAGCCUACAAAUUAUACAAUGACUUCUAACCUGGACCCCUAACAAAACAAUUUACUUUUUUUUUUUCCCCUCGCUUUGCACCCCCCUCCCGCCUAUAAAUCAUAAGGGACAGAUGGCAAAGAGGGGAGCGGGGAAAGGGGGGGACACACACACAAAAGCCCCGAGGUGACAGAUCUGGGAAAACUGGACAAAGUGCACAUCGGCGAGAGAGAGAGAGAGAGAAA